Dermochelys coriacea (leatherback sea turtle) is the source of this 909-nucleotide messenger RNA. Its product is annotated as sulfotransferase 2B1-like. Gene Ontology annotation, biological process: sulfation. Lineage: Eukaryota; Metazoa; Chordata; Testudines; Dermochelyidae. Gene Ontology annotation, molecular function: sulfotransferase activity. The record is from RefSeq and is a predicted model, not a curated record. Gene Ontology annotation, cellular component: cytoplasm.
CCCCAGAUGAGCCCCCUGCAGCAUGAUGUCCCCUGCAGCAUCACAUGGGGGCCAGCACUGACACCAAGAGGUCUGUCUCUGUCCCAGCCCUUCCAUGGCGCGUCAAUACUUCACUCACAAGGGGGUGCUGUUCCCAUGCCUGGAUUACUCCCCCGAGGCGCUGAGCUACGUGGAGAAUGAAUUCCAGGUGCGGGACAACGACGUCUUCAAUGUUACCUACCCCAAUUCAGGCACUAACUGGAUGCUGGAGAUUCUGAGUCUGAUCCAUUGUGACGGGGACCCCGACUGGGUGCGCAGCGUGCUGAACUGGGAGCGGGCGCCCUGGGUGAACAACCAGAUUGGGCUGAAGGCUGCCCUGAAAUACCCCACACCCCGGCUAAUCUGCUCCCACCUCCCCGUGCAGCUCUUCCCCAAAUCCCUGCAGCGCUCCAAGGCCAAGAUCAUCUACACCCUGCGCUGCCACAAGGACAUCCUGGUCUCUCUCUACCACUUCUCCAAGCUGCUGCUCGUUCUCAAGGAUCCGGGCUCACUGGAUUCCUUUCUAGAGGAUUUCCUAAGCGGGAAUGGGAUCUGCGGCGACUGGAGGAACCAUCUCUCGGCGGUGCAGAGCCAACGAUUCGACACCGUUUACCGGGAGCGGAUGCAGGGUCUGGGCAUGACCUUCCCCGGGACUGACGGCCCCGCGCCUGCCCCAUCUGGGCCCGCAAUACAUCGGCCCUGCGCCACCCACAUGCUUAUUGUGCUCUGGGAGAGGGCCCCUGAGGCAGCAUCACUGGGCUGGGGCGUGUGACCAGCAGGGGGCAACACCCCCCCCAUGGCCCCCCUAGGGCAGAUCUACAUUUUUACUAAUAGGUGUGAACAAAGGGUUUCUUACUAAGAACAAAGACAGACACUGUAAAUCUUGCUUUU